Messenger RNA from Quercus lobata, 873 nucleotides. RefSeq lists its product as uncharacterized. Lineage: Eukaryota; Viridiplantae; Streptophyta; Magnoliopsida; Fagales; Fagaceae. The record is from RefSeq and is a predicted model, not a curated record. The coding region runs from base 1 to 873 and encodes 290 amino acids. The transcript has a single exon.
AUGGAUAAAAGUUGGAUGAAGAAGCAGAGGGGUUCAAGGGAAUAUAUUGAAGGUGUACUUAAAUUUGUGGAAUUUGCAUCAAAACAUGCAAGCGAUGGGAAAAUCUUUUGUCCUUGUACCAAAUGUAUGAAUAUGAAUUUGGUACUGCCAGGGGUGGCACGUGAACAUCUUUGGAGUAAGGGGAUGCUUCAAAAUUACACACUUUGGAAAUGGCAUGGGGAAUCGGCAGCUGCGCCAACUGCCACUGAAUGUGGGAGUAGUCAUGUCCAAGAGUCCUUAGAACAAUACGGUGACUUUCGUGGGAUGUUGCAUGAUUUGUGCCCCACGCAUGGAAUGCCACCUGAACCAAUGGACGAAGGGGAAACUGUGCAACAACCGGCUGAAGGUCCAAAUGAUGGUGCACAAAAGUUUUACAAAAUGAUAGAUGAUGUCCACAAACCUUUAUAUGCUGGGUGUACAAAAUUUAGCAUAUUCUCAGCCAACGUUAUGUGUUUCCAGUUGAAGACUCUUUGUGGUUGGACGAACAAGUCAUUUACUAUGUUGCUUCAACUCUUGAUGGAUAUGCUCCCUUCUGACGCUAAGUUGCCAAAGGACCAUUAUGAGGCUAAGAAAAUAGUUCGAGAUUUGGGUUUGGGGUAUGAGAAGAUCCAUGCUUGUCCCAAUGAUUGUAUGCUAUUUUGGAAGGAGAAUGUUAACCUCGACGCAUGUCCUUGUUGCGAAGAAAGUAGGUGGAAACCAAAUGAGGCAUCUGUUACAAAUAAUAAUGCCUCAUCUAGUAAGGGAAAGAAGAAAGCUGCAAAGAUCCUACGCUGGUUUCCCUUAAAGCCAAGAUUGCAGCGAUUAUUUUUGUCACCCGACUUGGCUAUAUGCUAA